CCAACAUCGACCAGGUCUACUCAUCGUCCACAACAGAAAUGUCUAAAGACGUAGAAAUGGAAAAUGAGGACCUCGUGUUUGACCCAGACCAAGAUCCUGAGGAAAAGCGCGCCGUUCGCCAAAAUUACCGUGCACUAACGAAGAAGUUUGAAGGUUAAGAAACUAUCAAUAACGUUACGAAACCGCUGAACGACAUGAAACAGAGCAAAACCUGAACCCAAAUGAUUUCACGCCGCAGGCCCUCAUGAACCAUGUCAAGCAAGCAGACGCGUUGUUCAAGAAAGUAAAGGAACCGCAAGAGGCCAUCCUUGACUCUCGGAUACUGCUGCUCGCUUCCAAUGCCAGUGCACAGAAGGUCCGAUCCUUAAAAUCCGGGACGGGGUCAUUCGAUGUCGACGAGUUUGUCGCGAAGCUGGCCACUUUCAUGGGUGGUCAGAAGCAAGUCCGGCAAGAAAACUUCCCCCAAGAGGCAGGCUCUGAUGUAGAAGAAGAGGACAUGCACGAUUACCCGCUAGACUGGGCAAAGAUUGGGCGAAAAGCCAUGGCCAAAAGUCGACGAGCACCUGCAAUGAGCUUCAUGCUGGGCCCUCUGUCAUUGGAGCAAAAGAAACGUGCAAACAUGAAGCGUGAAAAGCAUGAAAAGAAUACCGCGGAAGAAGUGAAACCACAAGAACUCAAAGAAGAAGAUAUCCAGCGUUCAGAAAAUGAGACGACGAAAAACGUCCACGAUCUUGAAGAGCUUCUAGGGAAACACUGCACAAUGGAAGACGAGUCUAUUGAACCAGUGAACCUGUUCAAAUUCAUUCUCAAUCCGCACAGCUUCGCCCAAUCCGUCGAAAAUGUGUUCUAUCUCUCAUUCCUUAUUCGCGAUGGCCGUGUCGCUCUGGAAACAAACGAGCACGGCGAACCUGUAAUAUAUCCCUGCGAGGCUCCCUCAGACGCAGAUUAUGCCGAAGGGCUAAAGAAGAACCAGCUCGUCCUAGAGUUUGACAUGCAGGUGUGGAAGGUUAGAGGGUCAUACUCCUUGAUUCAUUUGCGGCGAUGCUAA
Messenger RNA from Coprinopsis cinerea okayama7#130, 1048 nucleotides. RefSeq names its product Smc5-6 complex non-SMC subunit Nse4. Gene Ontology annotation, biological process: DNA repair. The transcript is spliced from 6 exons. Bases 245 to 1048 code for a protein of 267 amino acids. NCBI's taxonomy places the organism in Eukaryota, Fungi, Basidiomycota, Agaricomycetes, Agaricales, Psathyrellaceae. Gene Ontology annotation, cellular component: nucleus; Smc5-Smc6 complex. The record is from RefSeq and is a predicted model, not a curated record.